Molecule: messenger RNA, 1167 nt
Organism: Acanthamoeba castellanii str. Neff
Lineage: Eukaryota; Discosea; Longamoebia; Acanthamoebidae
Product: Peroxin 3 (Pex3), putative
Exons: 12
Coding region: 1-1167 (388 amino acids)
Biological process (GO): protein import into peroxisome membrane
Cellular component (GO): peroxisomal membrane
Molecular function (GO): protein-macromolecule adaptor activity
Source: RefSeq, a predicted model, not a curated record
AUGCAGGCUGUGGCUCCCACCGUUGCUGCUGGCUGGGGUGGAAUGCUGGGGGGAUGGGUCGGGGGCUCCUACCAACGCGUGCGCCGCUUCAUUGCAGACCACCGCAAAGGGUUGCUGUGCCUGGCGGUGACGGGUGGUGUGGCCGCCUAUGCGGUCUAUCGGGUGGGGCGCGGCUACCGCGAGCUCCAGGAAGCCUCCCUCCACCGCCUGCGGCUGCGUGGGGCGUUCGAGUCCACACAGAGCACGUGCGCCGGCACCGUGGGCUCCCUCGUGCUCAAGCUCAACGACGCCGUCCUACGUCUCCAGGCCCCCAAGGACGGCCAGGACCGCUACGCCCUGUGGGAUCACUGCAAGACCCAGACAUAUGCGAGGCUGGUGGUGGGCGUGUACGGGGUGGUCCUCCUCUCCACGUUCCUCCGCGUGCAGGUGAACAUUCUGGGGCGGUACCUGUACCUCGAGACCCUCAUCGCCACAGAUCCCUCCGCCCGUUUCCGGAUUCCGCUGGACGUGGCCAUCCCGCAGGACACCCAGAAGCGGUACCUGGGCUACUCCGAGUACGUGGUGCACACGGGCCUGCCACAGCUCGUCGCCCUGGUACAGGCCACGGCGCACCAGGUCCUCUCCAGCUAUCCGCUGCAGCGGCAAUGCACGUACGACGACGUGCUGGCCAUCAUCGACGCCAUGCGACGGAAAAUGGAACAGCCCCUUUCCCCGGACUCGGAUGAAACCGUCCUCAACACGUUCCUGCUGCCUCAAGAAGACGCGGAGGGCAGUAGCGGCGGAAACGGGAAGCGCCACAGAGACCACAAGCUCACCAUGCUCAUCAACGAGACACGCGACGUUUUGGAGAGCUCGGAGUUCAACCAGAUCCUUUCCCGCUGCCUCAAUCUCAGCUUCUACGCCAUGGCCCACCAGCUUCACUCGUGCUUCCCCCGGCAGGAGCAGCAGGCGCUGGCUUCGUCUGUUGAUGCGGAGAGGGACCUCGCAGCACCGGCAGCCACCGCCGAGCCAGCACUGCCCAUGGCCAAAUUGAUGCCCCUCGUAAACAAGCAGGUGUCCCAGUUGCUGGCAUCCGACCCCAACCCCUUUCUGGCCACGGUGCUCCACGACGACCAACUGCGACAGUACGCCUUCGACCUCUUCACCGCCUUCGGGGCUGACGAGUAG